AACUGAUGACUGCAGGAACACACAUAGGGACCCCAGGGGGUGAGGCAGGGAGAGACGGGACAGCGGAGGCUGCUAAAAGCAGCUUCUGAGUUGGUUUCCCGUUCUUGGCAAAACCAUCGCUCCGGUUCUAGAGGGAAACUUCCAUCAUGAAGCUGCUCGCUCUCCUGUUCCUCUGCUCCACGCUACUCCUCCCAAGUCUAACACAGGAAGGAGACCCACAGGCCAUCGACUGCAAUGAUGAGGAUGUGUUUCAGGCCGUGGAUGCCGCUCUGAGGAAGUAUAACUCGGCGCUACAAAGCGGCAACCAGUUUGUGUUGUACCGAGUGUUGGAGGGCACUAAAAUGGUCGACUCUGACAUAUUUUAUUCCUUCAAGUAUAAAAUCAAGGAGGGCAACUGUUCCAUUCAAAGCGGCCUCACCUGGCAGGACUGUGACUACAAAGACAUUGAGGCAGCCGCCAAUGGAGAAUGCACAGCAACUGUGGGGAAGAGGGGACCUAAGAAGUUCUCCGUAGCUACUCAGACCUGCAAGAUUACUCCAGGGAAGGGCCCCGCAGUGGAGAUCAAUUUCACCUGUAUGGGUUGUGUGCAUCCCAUAUCGACCAAUAACCCUGACCUGGAGCCCAUUCUGAAACACGCCAUCGAACACUUCAACAACAACACAAAUCAUUCCCACCUCUUCACUCUUAGAGAAGUAAAAAGGGCCAACAGACAGGUGGUGGCUGGACUGAAUUUUGAAGUUAACUACUCAAUUGUGCAAACUAAUUGUUCGAAGGAGCAUUUUCAGUUACUAAAUCCAAGCUGCAAAGCCUCUCCGGAUGGUGAUGUUGGUGAAUGUAGAGAUAAUGCCUACGUGGAUACUGCUCAAAACAUUGCUGCCUUCUCCCAGAGCUGUGACCUUUAUCCAGGAGAAGAUUUGAUGCAACCACUUCCCGAGAUUUGCCCUGGCUGCCCCGUAGUCAUACCUGUAGACAGCCCAGAUCUGAAGGAGCCACUGGGUCAUUCCAUCAAAAAGCUUAACGCAGAGCAUAACCAUCCUUUCUAUUUCAAGAUUGACAGUGUGAUAAAAGCAACGUCACAGGUGGUGGCUGGAAUGAAUUAUUUUAUCGAGUUCAUAGCCAGAGAAACCAACUGUACCAAGGAGAGUAACACUGAGCUGACAGAGAAUUGUGAGACCAAGCAUCUUGGUCAAAUUCUCAAGUGCAAAGCUAACGUAUACAUGAGACCGUGGGAGAACAAAGUCCAGCCGACUGUCAACUGCCAUGCAUCAAACAUGGCUUUACUGAGGAUAAGGCCUCCAGGUUUUUCACCUUUCCGGGCAGUCCAAGUACAAGAAACAAAUAAAGGAGCAACUGACUCAGAUUUCAUUGAAGGUGUGAUGACAACUACAUCACCACAUGCCACAGAGAUACGUGAUGAUUUGAUCCCUGAUAUCCACGUACAGCCAGACAGCCUUUCAUUUAAGCCGAUAUCUGAUUUUCCAGAAGCAACUUCCCACAAGUGUCCCGGACGCCCGUGGAAGCCAGUUAGUGCAAAGGAUCCUACCACAGAAACGGGAGAAUUUUCUGAUUUUGAUCUCGUUGAUGCUUUUUCUUAACUUAUAGAGCCUGGGUAUCUUUACAAACACUUUCCCAGCCUCGUUCCCUAGUGCCCAAGCACAAAUAUUGCUAUAUAAGUCACCAAAUCAUGAGGCUUAGAACAGCCUAGACAUACUAAGCCUCUCAUAGGACUCCAUAAAUCUCUGUGGACUAAUAAAACUGCCAUAAGUCUGCA
Molecule: messenger RNA, 1771 nt
Organism: Meriones unguiculatus (Mongolian gerbil)
Lineage: Eukaryota; Metazoa; Chordata; Mammalia; Rodentia; Muridae
Gene: Kng1
Product: kininogen 1
Exons: 11
Coding region: 147-1595 (482 amino acids)
Biological process (GO): negative regulation of blood coagulation; negative regulation of endopeptidase activity; positive regulation of cytosolic calcium ion concentration
Cellular component (GO): blood microparticle; extracellular region
Molecular function (GO): cysteine-type endopeptidase inhibitor activity
Source: RefSeq, a predicted model, not a curated record